This is a messenger RNA of Tripterygium wilfordii, 4881 nucleotides long. RefSeq lists its product as uncharacterized. NCBI's taxonomy places the organism in Eukaryota, Viridiplantae, Streptophyta, Magnoliopsida, Celastrales, Celastraceae. Bases 1406 to 4231 code for a protein of 941 amino acids. The record is from RefSeq and is a predicted model, not a curated record. The transcript has 8 exons.
UGUUAUUAUACCUAUUUACAAAAAAAAAAUUAAUGUUAUAAAAUACACCGAGUCAAUGUCCGAGCCGACUCACCGAACUCGGCGUGAUCGACCAAAAAAAGACACGCUUUUAUUCCAAUCUUUUCCUUGCCGUCACCAUGUAUUUACAGCUUUGCCAUCCAUUUUCUCUAGUCGCUAGUCUCUCUGUCAUCAUCAAUUCUCGAUGCGCCCCAUAUAAUACAUGCCUCUGAAGACCAGAAAGUACACCACAAUCCCCAGACAUUUUUCUGGGUGAUCUGCGUAGAAAUGGGUUUUAGUCAGAAAGAGAGAUGGAGGUGGUGAUGACUUUGAUGAUGUCUUAACGUGGAAUUUGCAGAGGAGAAAAUGGAGACAACCGGGAGAAACUUUUCUUGUACAGAAAGCUCUCUCUUUCCUUAUUUUUCUCUCUCAAGAUGGGCCCAGCAAGAUCAAUCCAUACCCAACUGUCACGUAUUCUAUGUCUCCUUCUACUUCUUCUCUCUGCCAACAACUUUGUAAAGCAUUCAACUUUGGCUUUGACACUCCUCUCUCUCUGGCUUCUUCCUUCACUUUACACAGUCUUCCAUGCCUGCCCGUAAGAAUUUUGGCCUUAAUAAAGUAAUGGGUCGGUUCUCGAUAAGCAUUUGCUAAUCUUUUUCGUUGUCAAAAGAUACCCACUUUGAGAAGGUCCGUCCUUUGUCGACAUCGUGUGUACAUGUUGUUGCAGUUUGUGAACUGUAAUUUGGGGGUUUUUUUUCCCCUCUGCCUUUCGAGUUCUUCUAAUUUUUUUGAAGUUUCUGUUUCUGAUUAAUUUGUUGAAAACGGAUUUGGUUCUUGGAUUUUGACAUUCGACAGUGAAGUGGAGGUAUUUUCUGUUUUUUCGUUGCUUUAUAAGAGAACGUUGUGGGAGAGAUUUCAUGUAUCUGAAUUUUCGCUCUGAUUUUGUGCCAUUGUCUGUCAAGCAAGCUUCAAUCAGACAAUAAGUAUCAGAAUUCAGCAUCCAAUUUGGUGUUUUUGGGGUGAAUUGAUGAGCUAUGACCCAAAUAUGGUCACUAAUUGUAGUUGAUCUUUAUGUUGAAGUGAAGAUCAAGUCCUCAUAGGCUCUUACAAUCGUGGGCGAUGAAUUUGAGGUGGUUGUGUCAGGAUUAUGAAAGCUAAGGGAAGCCUUUGAUACCUUGCCAUCCCAAGAAAGCUGUAUCCAAUUCCAAGCUGUUGAGAAAAAUUAGGUGUUUGUUGACUUACCUUUCAUGGUUGGAAGCUCCGACUCAAUUACUGCUCCGUCCCAGAAUUCGAGGGGUGCAACAGGUUCAAUUCCUUGACACAACUGCUCUACAUAUUAUGUGGGGAUUUCCUGUGGGCACACUGGUGAAUAUCUGGAUAAAGCAAAUUGAGUAAUCAUCCAUUUAUUAUGGGAAAGCGAUCGCAUAAGCGCCCAGUUCGAUAUGAAAAGGACCCAUCAGGAUGUAUGUGGGGUUUGAUUAGUAUAUUCGAUUUCCGUCAUGGUCGAACAACUCAGAAGUUACUUUCAGAUAGGAGACGUGGUGGCAGGCAUGCCUCUGGUGCUGCAAAUUCAAGAAAUAAGCGUGACAAGUUGAUUCAUCUCAAUGAAAACUGUCAAGAAGCCCCCGAUGGUGAAGAGAGUACAAAGCUAGUGGCUGACGCUAAUAAACCUAGUGUGAAGGAGCUUAUAGAAGAAGAAAUGUUCAGUGAUCAAGACACGACAAAAGAGACUAGUAACGUAUUAGAACACAAAAACCCUGAUUCAGAAAAUGGCAGCCAAAAAAAGAGGAACCACAAAAAAACAAACAGAAGUCGCAGUAGAAGUUGUGAUAUAGAUAUUGAUGAUAUAGAUUCUGCUAAAAACUUGGAUGCUGAGCACAGUUGUCGUGAGAAGUUGGAGAAAGAAAUCGUAACUGAUACUGAUAUGGAAAAAUUAAUGAAUAAGUUGUGCCUGCAGAUCAAAGUACCGAGUUCUCUGAAGCAUGAGCAGCAUGGUGAAGUUAAUUUUCAGCCAGAGCAAAAGAUUCUGGACCUGAAAGAAAAAAUGGAGAAGGUUAUCAAGUUGUUUAUAACUCAAAAGAUCAUUAGUGUGAAACAUAUUGCAGAAGAUGGGGAUGUCCACCUCCCUGAGAAUCUUAUUAAUGUACUUCAGAUAUUAUGUGAGGAUGAUGAAUUGUUUCUAAAACUUGUGCAAGAUCCAUCAUCAAUUUUGAAUGGUCAGUGCAUGCAGAAUGCUUCUGUAGAGAAAGGAGAAGACUCAAAGUCACAUGUAGGACCUGAAGUGUCAGACCACGAGCCCAGAAUCUUGAGAGAGUCCGAUGAGCUUGUCAAGCGUAAACAGCAUAAAUUUUUCAGGAGAAAGGUCAAGUCUAUGGAAAGGCCCCAAUCAAAGGGAAGUAAGACUUCUCCCCAAGAUUCAAAUACAAUCAUUAUAUUGAAGCCAGGCUUGCAAAAUUCAGAAACUGAAAGCAGUAAUGGUUCAUCACCAGAUUCUCAUUCCAUUGUUAGAAAGAAAGGUCCAAGUGAAAGAAUUGGUUCCCAUUUUUUUAUCACUGAAAUUAAAAGAAAGUUGAAACAUGCUAUGGGAAAGGAGAGGCCCGAAAUCUACACUGAUGAUGUUCUAAGAACUUCAUAUGAGAGUCAUCAUUUGGGCACUAAUGGCAAAGGAACCAAGGAAAAUGUUGGAAUGAAUUCACCAAGCAAAGACCAUUUCUUUAUUGAAAGAAUUGCUAGACCUCCCACAGGCGUCAAGAAAGGAGACAAGAUUAACAAGAUGAAACACUGUGAAAGGGCUGUGGAAAAUGAAGCUGCUAGUUUUCCCAAGAAAAGAGUGUUUAACAUCUAUGUUGAGGCCAAGAAACAUCUUUCUGAGAUGUUAAAUAAUGGCGAUGAGGAUGUUGUCUCUUCUAGCAGACUAGUUCCCAAAACCCUUGGUAGGAUUCUCUCCCUUCCUGAGUACAACACUUCUCCUUUUGGUAGCCCUGGGCGAGACUGGGGGCAUGGGUUCGUGACUGCACAAAUGAGAUUGUCCAAGUCUGAAAAAUGUCAAAAGCAUGAGAAUAGUUUCAGCAAUAUGGGCAUGUUGACUCAAAACUUAGAAACUCAAUCAAGCAUCUCCAAUGUCAAUGCUGAUAAAGAAGUACAACAUCCUAAACCAAAUGCGGAAAACUUGAGCGAGGUUGUUAUUGAUGAUGAAGCCAAGAAAACCAUUUCGUCUGUUGUGGACAAAAUGACUUGUAAAGGUGAUGAGAUUUCUAAAUCACCAGAUACUGUUACCAAGGAAGAAAUGAUUUCUUUGGGUACUCAUCCUGAACCGAGCAUCUCUACUGUCUUUACUAGAGACGACCAAGAUGAUGAUAUAUGCGAAGCAUGUGAUGAACAAAAUAAUUCAGAAUGCUUGAGCCAGGAGGCACGUGAAGGGAAUGAACAAUCGUUUUCUCCAUCAGCGUCUCCAUCCAAUGCUAUAAGCAAGUCAGUUCCAGAGACUAAUGUGUAUACACCAGAGCGACCAAGCCCAGUAUCUAUUCUUUUGCCGCUGGUCUCAGAGGAUGAUAUCAGCCCCGCAAGCACAAAGUCUGAAUCUGCAGAACUGCCAGUGCAACCACUACAAAUCCAAUUCGAAGAGUGUGACUCUUCAACUGCAGAAAGCAUCCAUAUGAAAACUUACAUGGAUGACAAAGAACAAAUUGUUGAGUACAUAAAAGUGGUGCUGCAGGCGUCUGACUUGAAGUGCGAUGAAAUAUAUUUAAUGUCCAGUUCUUCAGAGGAGCUUCUUGAUCCAUUAUUGUUUCAAGAGCUGGGCCUGGAAUUCUUUUCCGAUGAGCUUUGUUGCAACAAGAAGCUGCUCUUUGAUUGCAUUAAUGAAGUUCUCGUGGACUUGUAUCAGCCCUACUUUGGUUGCUCCCCUUGGUCAUCAUUUGUGAAACCGAGUAUUAGGCCUAUCCAUGACAUGAAAAAUGCUACUCUCGAGGUUUGGGAAGGAGUUAAUUGGCAUCUAACCCCAUUGCCACUUCCUCACACUUUGGAUCAGAUGGUCAAAAAAGACCUGGCUAAGACUGGAACAUGGAUGGAUCUUCGACUUGAUACUGAAAGUAUCAUUUUUGAGAUGGGUGAAGUUAUUUUUGAAGAAUUGAUGGGAGACACCGUGCUAAGCUGUAUAAAUGGAAGUUCAGAAACUGGUGAACUGUUGAUUCUGGAUGAGAUGAAGGAAAACCAAAAUGUCAUCGUUCCUUGAAAGACGAACAAAUUAUCUAUCUGUGUACAAAUAAUUGACCUGCCUUGAGUCUGGGUGAGAGGAGGAAAUAAGCAAGUAAUAUCUUGUGCAUGUGAAGGAUAGAAGUACUUGCAUCUCACAAAGACAAGAGGGACCUCGUCUAACCUUCUCAAACUGUCCUGUUCACACUUGAUAUCGCUUUUGCUUACUUGCCACUGAAAUCAGGCAGACGAUACGUUCCGUCAUUAGCUAUUGCUUGGAAAAUCUCCUUUUGCAGGAAUGAUAGGCAGAGAUUGCAACACUGCUUGUACAAGUUAUUUCCUACUGAUACAGAAAAAGAAAGAUACUGUGCAGCUUUUGAUGACGAUGAGAACCAGAGGAUGACAACAUGGUCGUUCUUACUUCUUACCAUUGUAGAAUAUGUAGAGUUUGGUGUGUUCAUUGAGGCUUUCUGGGUUUUUGUUACUACUUACUCAUUUCUUCUGUUGACCUUUCUGGGCUUUUGCUGCUGUAUUUACAAAAAUUUGUUCUGAAUGGUGACUACCUCAUCAGAGAGAAUAGGUACUUUACAUGACUGUGUAAUAGUAAUACCUUACAAGCAGCAGUUGUGGUCUGAGCUAAUAAAAGUCAAAUGGAGGAACAUAUGGAUUCCUUUUCUCUGAGCCAACAUA